GCAGAUAGAAAACUACAGUUUACCCAUCCUUCAACGUUUUCUCAUUUUCAUUCUUCCCCCUCCAUUACCUCAUAAUCCCUUAGAAACCAAUUCUGCUCCCAGAUUGAAACCACAAGACACAUCGCAAUCAUGGGUUACACUGAAAAGGACUGGCUGGCCAUCAACACGAUCCGUGUUCUUGCUGCCGAUGCCACAGCUAAAUCCAACUCCGGCCACCCUGGUGCGCCCAUGGGUAUGGCGCCGGUCGCCCACGUUCUCUUUAGCAAGUUCAUGAAGUUCAACCCCAAGAACCCCAAGUGGUUGAACCGUGAUCGCUUCGUUCUCUCCAACGGACACGGUUGCAUGCUUCAGUAUGCUCUUCUCCACCUGUUCGGCUACGCCCUGUCUAUGGACGACAUCAAGGCCUUCCGUUCAAUUGACAGCAUCACCCCCGGUCACCCCGAGGCUCACGACACACCUGGUAUCGAGGUCACAACCGGUCCUCUUGGACAGGGUAUCUCCAAUGCCGUCGGUCUUGCCAUGGCUCAGGCUCACACCAGUGCCACCUUCAACAAGGAGAACUUCAACCUCGUUGACAACUACACAUUCUGCUUCCUCGGUGAUGGUUGCUUGCAGGAGGGUGUCGCCAGCGAGGCUUCCUCUCUGGCCGGCCACUUGCAGCUCGGUAACCUGAUCGCCAUCUACGACGACAACCACAUUUCCAUUGACGGUGACACCAACGUCUCCUUCACUGAGGAUGUGCAAAAGCGAUACGAGGCCUACGGCUGGCAAGUCCUGGUUGUUGGCGACGGUGACAACAACCUCGACGCUAUUGAGGAUGCCAUCAGGAAGGCUAAGGAGGAGACGAGCAAGCCCUCCAUCAUCAAGCUGAAGACCACCAUUGGCUUCGGUUCUACCCAGCAGGGUACCCACGGUGUCCACGGUUCGCCUCUCAAGGCCGAUGACAUCAGGCAGCUCAAGCAGAAGUUCGGCUUCAACCCUGAGGAGAGCUUCGCCGUUCCCCAGGAUGUCUAUGACGCCUACCACAAGGUUGCCUCCGAGGGCGCCGCCGCUGAGGAGGAGUGGAACAAGCUCUUUGCCGAGUACGCCAAGAAGUACAAGUCCGAGCAUGACGACCUUGUCCGCCGCCAGACUGGAGAGCUGCCCCAGGGCUGGGAGAAGGCUCUGCCUACUUACACUCCUGCCGACUCUGCCGUUGCUUCUCGCAAGCUGUCCGAGACAGUGCUCAGCAAGCUCGCAGAUGUCAUUCCCGAGUUGGUUGGUGGUUCCGCCGAUUUGACUGGUUCCAACUUGACCCGAUGGAAGACCGCUGUUGACUUCCAGCCUCCUUCUACCGGCCUUGGCGACUACUCUGGCCGAUAUAUCCGAUACGGUGUCCGUGAGCACGGUAUGGGUGCUAUCAUGAACGGUCUUGCCGCCUACGGUACCAUCAUCCCUUACGGUGGUACUUUCUUGAACUUCGUGUCAUACGCUGCCGGUGCCAUCCGCCUCUCUGCUCUGUCCCAGAUCCGCAACAUCUGGGUCGCCACUCACGACUCCAUCGGUCUUGGUGAGGAUGGCCCUACCCAUCAGCCUAUCGAGACCCUUGCACACUUCCGUGCUCUGCCCAACUGCAUGGUCUGGCGCCCUGCUGACGGUAACGAGACAAGCGCUGCAUACUACGUGGCACUGACCUCCAAGCACACACCCAGCAUCAUGGCUCUUUCCCGACAGAACCUGCCCCAGCUUGAGGGCUCCACCAUUGAGCGUGCCAUCAAGGGUGGUUACGUCCUGAGCGAGGUUGAGGGUGCUCAGAUCACCCUUGUCUCCACCGGUUCCGAGGUCUGCAUUGCUGUCGAUGCCGCCAAGGAGCUCAAGGAGAAGCACAACAUCAAGGCCCGUAUUGUCUCCAUUCCUUGCUUCGAGGUCUUCGAUGCCCAGAGCAAGGACUACAGACUCAGCGUUCUGCCCGACGGUAUCCCCUCUCUGUCCAUUGAGGUCAUGAGCACCAUGGGCUGGGAACGUUACACUCAUGAGCAGUUCGGUCUCAACCGCUUCGGUGCUUCCGGCGCCUACAAGGAUGUUUACGAGAAGUUCGAGUUCACCCCUGCGGGUAUCUCCAAGCGCGCCGUCCAGACUAUCGACUUCUGGAAGGACGUCCCCAAUGUCCGCUCUCCUAUCAACAGAGCUUUCCAGCAGCUCAUCUAGACACUUAGCGAUGUGUUGUAGAUAAAGUAAUGAUCAUGAUUCGGGAACUCGCCGAUAUUGGAGUCGGUAUAUAGAUGACAGGGACGAAAAUGUUGUACGAACGACACGAGGAUAUUACCCACAUAGAGACCAAUAUGAUAUGAAUUAAGCCAUAUCGAAAAGGCAUCGAGAACUACAUUAUGACCCGUCUGUAAGAUCUGUGAAGUUACUCUAUUAACUAAAUUCUUU
Molecule: messenger RNA, 2415 nt
Organism: Truncatella angustata
Lineage: Eukaryota; Fungi; Ascomycota; Sordariomycetes; Amphisphaeriales; Sporocadaceae
Product: transketolase
Exons: 6
Coding region: 130-2187 (685 amino acids)
Biological process (GO): pentose-phosphate shunt
Cellular component (GO): cytosol
Molecular function (GO): transketolase activity
Source: RefSeq, a predicted model, not a curated record